Messenger RNA from Stegastes partitus (bicolor damselfish), 2668 nucleotides. It is a transcript of the gene tfb2m, whose product is annotated as transcription factor B2, mitochondrial. The record is from RefSeq and is a predicted model, not a curated record. Gene Ontology annotation, molecular function: rRNA (adenine-N6,N6-)-dimethyltransferase activity; mitochondrial transcription factor activity. The transcript is spliced from 10 exons. The coding region runs from base 236 to 1597 and encodes 453 amino acids. Gene Ontology annotation, biological process: rRNA methylation; transcription initiation at mitochondrial promoter. Lineage: Eukaryota; Metazoa; Chordata; Actinopteri; Pomacentridae. Gene Ontology annotation, cellular component: mitochondrial matrix.
AUGCGACUGCAGCACCACGAGAGUCGCAAAAACACCGUACGGAGGGUCAGGAUGCAGCGGGCUCAAUGUCACGCAGUUUUACCAGCGAGCAGCCAGACAAGAGCCAGCUUUAAAGCACUGAUGUCGUCGCAUUUGGAAAUAUAAGACAUUCUGCACUGAGGCAGUGACCUCUCAAAGACAUCCCUAAAUCCCCCUCCCCUGCCUUCUUUUUGAGCCAUAUGUCCACUGGUCCACCAUGUCCACCCAUAUUUGUAGAGUGGUGGAGCAGAUGCUGCGCUCUGCCUGCUGCCAGACGAUCGCAAGUAGAUCCUGUUUGCGCAAGGCACUGUUUACCCCUGUUAGUUCCUCUGGCCUCUGUGUUUAUGGGGCUCCUGUGCUUCAUAGAAGGGCCUACAGCCUAGACUCUCUCUCUCUGGGUCCUGGUCGGCCCUCGCUCGGUCCAAACUCCCAACAGCCCCGUGCAGAGAGGACGUCCCCCUCGUCCGCACUCACACACAGGAACCUGUCUGCUGUAGCUGUACAGGGACAGUGUCGACCUCUGUGCCGGUAUGACUUCCUGGACCUCGGGGAGGUGGAGGAGAAUGUACGCCGUGCUCUGGCCUGUAAAAAAAUUAGACACUUCAUAGUGGACCCAGACCUGGCUGAUUUAAUAACACAGCAUGUAGGACCUGAUCUGCAGGAUGGUAAAACCGUUAUCUUCGAAUGUAACCCAGGUCCUGGGGUGUUGACUAGGACACUGCUAAAUGCUGGAGCUCAGAGAGUUGUGGCUCUUGAGGGUGACAAGGCCUUCCUACAUGAGCUACAGGACCUGGAACGUCGUCUUGAUGGUCAGCUGGAAGUGCUUCAUUGCGACUACUUUAAACUGGACCCCAUUGGCAGUGGCAACGUGAAACCCCCAGCCAUGUUCACAGACAAGUUGUUCACUGACCUGGGAAUAUCAGAAGCUAGUUGGACUGAUGACGUCCCGGUGAAGGUGGUAGGAAUCCUGCCUCAGCGUAAUGAGCGCAGCUUGCUGCUGAAGAUGGUUUACGCAUUGUUUGAACGGCUGUCUGUCUACAGAUAUGGAAGAAUAGAGCUGAACCUCUUCAUGAGCGAGAAGGAAUACCUGAAAUUGGUGUCGCGUCCUGGUGAAAUGAUGCACUACAGAGCUUUCAGUGUCCUCUGGCAAAUGGCCUGUGAUAUUGAACUACUGCACAAGGAACCCUGGGAGUCGUUUGUGGUGUCUUCAAGACAGAAUGUGCCCAGCUACAAAAGCAGUCUUCCCAAUGAACACCUGUGCCUGGUGCGCCUGCGUCCACGAGCCAGUCUGUUCUCUGCAGGCCUCUCUCCGUCUAAUGCUUCAACUCUGCUGAUGAUGGUUAAACAGUGUUUGGCAAAGAGGAAGGUCAAGCUUAUCGACAGGCUCAAUCUCUGGUCUCCAGAUAGCGGGAGUAAGCUGUUAUCAGAGAUGGGCUUGCCAGAGGACAUACUGACAGGCCACGUAUACCCAGAGGAGUAUCUUCGACUGUUUCAGCUGAUGGACAAAAGCCAGGAGUUCACACAAAGCUGGCUUUAUGAAGAGAUCUUGGAGAACACGCAGAGAGAGGGUUGGGGCUAAAAUAUACACCAACAGGUCAUAACAACAGACUCAGCCACUUGAAAUACAGAAGGUACAUACAAAGCUAUGUAUAAUACACUGAAGAUGUAAUAUAUUUAAAAUGUGUUAUGUAAUGGAACAGAGAUAGAAACAUAAACAAACAGUUAAUUAUUAAUGGUUUUGUUACUGAAUUAAUUUAAACAUUUGCAACAAACUGUACUCUGGGGCAGACUGUCUCUGUUGUUCUGAGCUGGAAUUCCCAAAAGCUGAGAUUUGAAACAGAAGCUCAGUUUGGUUAUUUUGGGCUCUUAUGUAUGACACUUCUUGUGAACUGACUGCCAGUGUGAGAAAACAUGUUUUCUGGAAUUAAAGGCUUUGUUUGGACAAAGGUGUUAAUCCCAUUAAAGAAUAAAUCCCAGUAUGAACACAGCAGCGUAUUGCCUGAGGAGGCUGAAAAAAAAGCUUCAUGGAUGCACCAGGUCAUGCAAAAGAGGUUAUGAUUUGGAGAUGUGCAUGGGUUGCACUUAAACAACUUGCACAACUGCGGUUUUGGGAUUCCAGUAUUUUGUGGUGGCAGUUUGACAGAGCAUACACCCUGCAUUCUGUAUGUCGUGUAGCUUUUCAGUCUUCAGCAGCGCAGGAGGAAGUUUUUCACUGUAUAGCAUCAAGUCUUGUAUAUUUUUCUAUAUCCAUUUGAGUGCAUAAGCUAGUGUAAGUGAAAUGUCAGGUUUUAUGGAAUAUGUAAGCUACAUUUCUAAACUCAUAAUUAAAUCAGAAUUUCCACAUAGAUUCAUAGAUUAAUUCCAGCCCUGCUGCAGUGUGAGCUUGCACCAUCAGUGUUCUUAUUAUGAGGCGUAUGGGUGUUUUAGCCAGACUAAAUCUAUUAUUUCACUUGCCUGGUUGCCUUGAUUGACAACCUGGUCAUUUUAGGUUGUUAUUUGAGGAUGUUUUUUUUUUUUUUUUUAAAGCAUUGCCUUUUUUUGAAAUGCUUCCCAAAGUCAAAUGAAAGCAUCUGGUUUCAUGUAAUAUAUGUGAGGCAAUAACACAAAUGUAUGAAGAUAUAAAGAAUGAAAUAAAUUAUUUUACAGUAAA